This is a messenger RNA of Cajanus cajan (pigeon pea), 1756 nucleotides long. NCBI's taxonomy places the organism in Eukaryota, Viridiplantae, Streptophyta, Magnoliopsida, Fabales, Fabaceae. The record is from RefSeq and is a predicted model, not a curated record.
AUGUGUACUAUAUUUUAUUGUUUUGCUUUCUCCCUGACUCUCUUUAAUGCUGCUGUAGACUUAAUCUCCUUCAGUAACAUCUUGUUUGGAAUCUAUCCUCCGCUUUUUGUUGUUCUUCUCAUAUACUCGAUUGGUGGGACAGCUAUCAGUGUUUUCCUUGGAAGGGGACUGGUGACUUUAAAUUUCUUGCAAGAGAAAAAGGAAGCAGACUUUCGUUAUGGACUUGUACGGGUUCGGGAAAAUGCUGAAUCAAUUGCUUUCUAUAGUGGUGAAGAAAGUGAAAUGCAACUUCUUCUGCAGCGCUUCAAAAGUGCUUUUGAAAAUCUGACUGAAUUGUUGAUUGCUUCUCGAAAUCUGGAUUUCUUCACCAGUGGCUACCGCUAUGUCAUUCAAGUUCUUCCAGCUGCUGUUGUUGCCCCCAUGUAUUUCUCAGGAAAAAUUGAGUUUGGUGUCAUCAAUCAGUCAGUUUCUGCUUUUAAUCAUAUCCUUGGUGACUUUUCCCUCAUCGUGUACCAGUUUCAAGCUAUAAGUGCUUUUUCUGCUGUUAUUAAUCGGUUAGGUGAAUUUGAUGAUAUUUUGGACAGAAGCAGCUCUAACUCUCUCACUGAUACUUUGGAAGACAUAAGUAUUACAUAUAAAGAUUUUAGGAGUUCAUCUGCAUUGGAAUCUAAUGGAUCCACUCCACCAGAAAAAUAUGCCACAUUACUUGAGGUAGAAGAUUUGAUUCUGAAGACACCAAGUGAAUCUACACUUAUCAGAGACUUGUCCUUAACAAUCAAGGAAAAGGAUAAUUUACUGGUAAUGGGUCCAAGUGGAAGUGGCAAGACUUCUUUUUUAAGAGCUAUGGCUGGUCUAUGGAAAACUGGAACUGGAAAGAUCACAUACUAUGUAAAAGGUGGAGAAGAUCUUGAGCAAUCCAUUUCUGCAGAUGUGAAUACUCCUUCAGUAAAUAUUGCUCAUGACGCAUACAAAGAACAUAGAAAAUACUUAGGCAGAAAAUCUGGAAUUUUUUUCCUUCCACAAAGACCAUAUAUGGUUUUGGGUACUCUUCGUCAACAGUUGCUUUAUCCAACUUGGGCUGAUGACGUAGUUCCUACAUCAGAUAGUACUAACCAAAAAAAUGUGCUUCCUUUCUUGACAAACAUGCCAAACUCAGAUAACAUGAAUGAUAAGCCUAUGAAGCCAACAACAGAUGAACUGAUAAAGGUCUUAGAGGAUGUCCGCCUUGGAUAUUUGUUGGCUCGUUUCAGUUUGGAUUCAACACAUGAAUGGUCCAGUGUUCUUUCCCUUGGAGAGCAGCAACGCCUUGCAUUCGCUCGUCUUUUACUUUCAAAGCCUCAAUUGGCUUUACUGGAUGAAUCUACAAGUGCACUUGAUGAAGCCAAUGAGAUUCAUUUGUACCAACAGAUUGGAGCAGCAAACAUAACAUAUGUGAGCAUUGGCCAUCGCUCAUCCUUAUAUGCUUACCACAACAGGGUUCUACGCAUAUCCACAUUUAAUACCAACAAUGAACAGCUAAAUUGGUGCAUUGAACCCACUACACCCGAGUCCUCUUUAAACUUUACAAAUCUAUGAGCUUGCAAUGCUUUGCUGCUUAGCAUCUCCAGAGACAUACUGGUUCAAUUACAUUGAACAAUAAUUUUGAUGUAUAUGAUGUCAAUCUGUAGAUUUUCCUUUACAUAUCUAUAAUUUUGUUAAAUCUUGGUCCUCCAUGAAUUUUGAUCUAGUGAAUAGAAUUGCAAGAACUUUACUGUUA